Molecule: messenger RNA, 6741 nt
Organism: Auanema sp. JU1783
Lineage: Eukaryota; Metazoa; Nematoda; Chromadorea; Rhabditida; Rhabditidae
Source: the annotation of a GenBank genome assembly
AUGAUAAGUUUUUGGCGUCAAUUACGUUUUCUUCUAUGGAAAGGAGUUCUCAUAAAGAAAAGACAAAAAUUCUGGUUGGCCAUUGAGAUUAUUGUGCCCAUUAUACUAUUUGCCAUAUUAGCUUUGGUACGAACUAAAGACUUUACGGAUUCUCGUCUACAAUGUCAUUAUGAUUCAAAGGGUUUACCUUCAUCUGGCAUUUUGCCAUUUCUUCAUUCAUUCUUAUGCUCAUUCUCAAAUGCCUGUUCUCAAUCACCCACAACUGGAGAUGAACUGUUAUAUAUAAACAAUGGAACAACUAAACAUGAAUCAAUACUGGUUGACUUCCUGUACUAUUCGUCUUUACAAUUCAAUGAAAUUGGCUCAAACCCUGCACAUUUCCAACUUGUUCUCAAGAAAAUCACCAAAAUCAUUCAAAUUAUAGCAAACAUCGAUGGUACUAGUAUGAGUCCUUUAACUAUAUCCAAUUUCUACGAUCCAACUUUCAAUGUAACUCGAGCUUUUACCGAUAUGGGGGUGACACCAACAGCUGCUUUAGCCAUCACUCAGGCUACUCUAACUUCUCAAUUUUUCUUGGAAACCUUUCAAUUUACAACAUAUAUUAAAACCCAAUCUCUGUUGAGCUUAUUAGUCAAUGAUCCGGAAAUUCCGUUUUUGUGUGAUAAGGAAAGGUUUUCGGCAAGCUUUCAUCUUCAGAAUGGGACAUCCCUUACUUCUGAUGAUAUGGACUCGUUAUGCAAAUUAACAGUCACCACGUUUGCAGCACAUUCAGAAUUCAGAGAUAAUCUCAAACCAAAUUUUCAACAGAAGUUAAAAACAAGAGAUGGAAGCUCAAUAGAAUUACAAGAAAUUAUUAAUUUAUCAAACGAAGUUUAUGGUUUAGUUGGAAAUGAGCCAAUUGUUAAGUUGUUUUCCAAGUAUUCAAACGUUUCAACAGAUGUUGUUAAUUGGCUAUUUUGUGGAAAUAAUCCAUAUGCUACAUCUGCUGCGGGCUUAACACCACCGAAUGUUGGACCUGAAACAGCUUUUGAUAGAAUGAGAAAAUCGCUUAUAAAAUUCAUAGAACAAGUUGUACCAGGCCAGGAUAAGAAGCAUGACAAACAGUUCUGUAAGAAUGUACCUGUGCAUGAGGACUUGAACUGCUCAUCACUAGAGAAUGCUGUAUUGCGGAGGUUGCGACCCAUCUUUCAAGGAUAUAUUUUGGUUUCUCCUCGUUCGUCUCUGACAGAAGAGCUGGUUGAUAUGCUGAAUAUCCCGCUUCAACAGCUGGAUUUUCUGAGAAGAGCUUUUUAUAUAUUUCCUUCAAUAGCUGAUGAAUUUCAAGAUUCAUUGUAUAAAAGUGAUCUGCAUAAUGCAUCUCAGAAUAUUCUUGAUUGGUUAAAGAAAAUUCAUCCACCUACCACUUAUCCAACACCAUGGUUAGAUAGCAUAGAAUUCGUAUUGCAACAUAUAUUCAAUGAUUCUACUGAUCCAGACUCAUUAGGUGAAAUUCUUAAACAUUACAUCGGCGAGAUGAACAAGUAUACAUCGUGUUUCCUUAUGGAUCGAUUUGUGUUUGUGGAUUCUGAUAAAGACAUGGAAGAGGCUGCUGUGUGCCUUAUGGAAUAUGACCAGUACUUCUCUGGAAUAGUUUUUCCGAAUAUGACCUCCAACUCAUCUUCUUUUGGUCCAUUCAAUACUUACAAGAUUAGACAUCAUCCACAACUUGUAGAUAGCACAGAUGCUUUAGCAGACAGCUCAAAACGACCUUUCAGUCGGGAUCAGCCUUUCCAAGAUUUAAAAUACAUAACAUACGGUUUUGUAUUUUUGCAAGAAGCUGUUAAUAGAGCGAUUAUUAAAAUAUCAACAAACAAAAGUGUAAAUAUUGGAAUCUAUGCUCAGCAAGAGCCAUAUCCAUGUGCUCAAAAGGAUAACUUCAACGUGUCUAACUUUCUGGGAUUAUUUGUUAUUUUGUCAUUUCUUAUACCUGCCUCCCUUCUAGUUAAAAAUAUUGUGUUUGAGAAGGAACAUCGUCUUAAGGAACAAAUGAGAAUUAUGGGAUUAGGAGAUACAGUUCAUUUCGUCUCAUGGGCUAUAGUUUCUUUAGUUCUCAAUAUGAUUAGUGUUAUUAUAAUUUCAAUUAUAUUGAAGUAUGGACGAAUUUUCGAUCACAGUGAUUUCACGUUGCUAUUCCUAUUCUUGAGCUUAUUCGCUUUAUCAUCCAUUGCAUUAGCUCUCUUCCUCUCAACGUUUUUCACAAAUGCCAACAUCUCUACAGCGGCUACUUGUAUUGUGUACUUCUUGUUCUUUUUCCCGUUUCAAUUAUCGGUCAAAUCGAAAAAUCGAGUAUUCAGUCAGUUCACUCUCAUGUUUCCUCAAACUACGUUGGGAUACGGAGCACUCAUGUUGGCUUCAGCCAACGAGGCCCAACAAGCUAGCUGGCACUAUAUUCACAAGAUAUACUUACCAGCUUAUGAUGUGUCGUUGAUACAAUGUAUGAUUGCUUUCGCUAUUCAAACAGUGGUCUUCUGUGUGCUAGCAUGGUACAUUAGCGCGAUAGCUCCAGGAGUUUAUGGAGUUUCUCAGCCGUUGUAUUUUCCCUUCACUCGUCGUUAUUGGUUUCCGAAUUCAUGCACUGAAUGUGAAGAAGAAAAUGUUAUUGAAACAUUUGAUCAAAUACAAGCUGGGGACUGUUUUGAAUCAGAUCCACAUGAUCUGAAAAUGACUGUCAGAGUGAAAUCUAUGAGUAAAAUAUAUAAAAGUGGAACAAAAGCUCUGAAUCAAUUGAAUCUACGAUUGUAUGAAAAUCAUGUAACGGCUUUGCUUGGUCAUAAUGGGGCAGGAAAAACAACAACUAUGUCAAUUUUAUGUGGAUUAUAUUCUCCUACUGCGGGUACAGCUUCCAUAUAUGGUUAUGAUAUCAGACAGAAUAUGCGUAAAGUUCGAGAUGUUCUUGGCAUUUGUCCACAAUAUAAUGUCAUUUUUACCUUGUUAACUGUUAGAGAACAAUUGAGAUUUUUCGCUGCCUUAAAAGGAUGUGCUGAUUCAAAACUAGAGGAGGAAGUCAACAGUAUUCUUCAAAGUGUAAAGUUAUCGGAGAAAGCUGAUUGUUUAGCAGGAACGUUAUCUGGUGGAAUGAAAAGACGCUUGUGUAUUGGUAUCGCAUUUAUUGGAAAUUCGAAGUUUGUCAUCCUGGACGAGCCCACAGCGGGUGUUGAUGUGAACAGUCGUAAAGAUAUUUGGAGGUUACUACAAGAAAACAAAAUUGGUCGUACUAUACUCCUAUCAACUCACCAUAUGGAUGAAGCUGAUGUUCUGUCGGAUAGAAUAGCUGUUUUAUCUGAAGGAGAACUUGUUACUUUGGGAUCACCUGUUUUCCUCAAGAACCGAUUUGGGGAAAACUUAGAACUAGUUGCUUGCAAAGCUAGAAAGCAAUUCAACUAUGCUGAUAUAAUUAAAAGCAUUAUUAGUCUUCAUGAUGUCGGCUUAUUCGUAAAAGAUGAGAAUGAAGAGGAAAUAACAUUCAGAAUUCCUUUGACAACUGACUCUUGUGAUCUAGCCAUAUUUUUCGACUCGCUUGAUAGAAAUUUAUCGAAAUUCCAAAUAUCUGGCUACGGUAUAUCUGCCCCUACUCUACAACAGAUUUUCAUCAAACUGGCACCGCAAAGAGAAUAUAAUGUUCCGAAAGUUCAUCGAAGUGUUUGGGCAACGAUUAAAUCUUGGUGGUGUUGUCGAUCUUCCACUAUUGACACUGAAAACACCGUUCUCUUGCGAGAUGUUGUCGGUGGUAGCCAGAACAUAGCUGCUGCCAUACCCACCAACGAGCCUCAGAAUAAUCCCAUCUUCGAGGAGGAUUGUGACCUCAAUAUACCCUCAUUCGUUUCCGGUGGUAUUGCGAAAUUACAUGGACAAUGCAAAGCUCUAUUUGCUUGCAGAUGGCAAUACACAUGGAGAAGUCGUAAGACAACUUUCUUCGAGGUUAUUCUACCGAUUCUCCUUUUGAUGGCUUGUGAACUCUAUACUAAAAUAGCAAUGGGAAAUCCAUCGAGCUCUUUCAUGAUUUCUCAGUUCCCUCUUCCUCUGGUGAAUGGGUUAUUUGGAAACUUCUCAGACACUUAUAUAAAUGUUCUGGAUCGAAACUCAACAACUUAUAGUUAUGGAAUAACCAAAAGCUUGUCGAAUAGUCCCGGGAUGGGAACACGGUGCUCUACAAACCAGCCAAAGCUUUUCGAUGGAAUAAGUUGUGCCAAAGGAGUAGCUUCCGGUUCAUUCAAUUGGACGAAUGAUGGAUCUUCUUAUAACUACAACGAGGAUGUGAUAUGCGAAUGUACAGCUAAUAUCGGUUGGAACUGUACAAUGGAAGACUAUCCACUAUGGUCUUUAGAUCAUUUGGAAUUAAACACAACCGAUCGGAUGUGGGACUUGUCCUUCAGAAACCUCUCCCAACUGAGGAUGGAUACACGUUGGUCAAAUAAUGACUCCAUAGAUUCUCCUUACUUCUUGGGAGGGUUUUCAUUAGGACACUUGAGUCUGCGGGCCCGAAAUACGGACCAAGUUCAAACAGAACAGAAUGGCUGGAGAGUUUUCAUCAAUGGCAUAAGCGAAUCUGCAAAAGAGCUUUCUUGGAACAUAUCUUCGAUAAAGCCAUCAAGCCCACUGAUUGAGGAUCCUUUCGUUGAAAAUAUAACGACAGCCUCUUUUGUGGACAACGUUUUAGCCAAUAUGGACGUUCGACAGAAUGCGAAAGUUUGGUUUAAUAACAAAGCCUGGCCUUCAUUACCCAUCUACCUCAGUAAUAUCUAUAAUGCCAUUCUCAGAUAUGAAGAUAACAAACACGAUCCAAAUGACUUAGGAAUAUUGACUAUAAAUCAUCCUAUGAAUGAAACUGUUCGGAACUCUUUUGAUAACACAGCAAUUCAAAAAAUUAUUGUAUUCCGCAUUGUUAUAAUUGUUUUGGUUCUCAGCAUCAUCCCUGCAGGAUUUACAGUGUUUUUGGUUCAAGAUCGCAUAACUGAUAGUUAUCACCUGCAAAUUGUCUCCGGCUUAUCUCGGAAAACAUAUUGGGUGACCAGCUACGUUUUUGACAUGGCAAUAUACAUCGUAGCAAUUGUGGUAAUUAUACUGGCUUACGCUGCAUUUGGAGUUAAGGAGUUUACAUACGAUAGUUCAACUGCUGCUUCAUUCUUCUUACUAUUUUUCAUUUAUGGAUUAUGUGCUGUUCUGUGGGCUUACGUGCUGCAAAGAUGGUUCGUUGUUCCGGCUUUGUCGUUUGUCCUCAUAGCAGUCGGAACUUUCUUCGUCGGAAUUGUUGGCUCCAUGACAGUAAUAAUGAUUGAACAAAUGAUGAAAACGGAUCCAACACUACAACCCUACCAUACAGCUUUUUCAGUAGCUUUCCUAAUAGUACCACAAUACAACUUAGGAAUGGCUGUUUUUAGAGGAUCGUAUGUAUAUCAGUUGGUUCAGAUGGGCGAGAGGUAUUUAAUUGACCUUAACAGGCCUGAUCUUAUCAGCUCUCUUCCUUUACCAUAUAUUAUCGAAUGGAAUCUUAUGGGAAUGCAUUGUGUGGUUUUAUUACUACACAUUUGCAUUGCAGCCAGCUUACUGAUAGUGUUAGAAGGUGGAUCCUUUGGUUUUCUCAGGAGGAAAGAACGAAUAUACACAGAGAAACUGUUGAACAAAGAAGAAAAAACUGAAGAAAACGAUAUAGAGUCAGAGAAAGAGCGAGCUCUAGUCGCAGCAGCAAACAAAACAGAAACAUAUCCACUUGUAGUCUCUGAGUUAGCGAAGGCCUACUCUUCAUCCACCUUAGCUGUCAAAGGAGUUUCGUUCAUUGUUGAAAAGGGAGAAUGCUUUGGCUUGUUAGGUUUGAAUGGCGCAGGAAAGACUACAACAUUCGGAAUGUUAACGGGCAAAAUUUUCCCAGGAGCUGGCUAUAUCUCUUUGAACGGAUCCGAGGUUUCUGGAGGCAACUCAAAAGACUUUACACACAUUGGGUACUGUCCGCAAUUUGAUGCCUUGAAUACGCAGUUAACAACCAGAGAAAAUCUUAUUUUCUUUGCUAGAAUUCGAGGAAUUCCAGAACAGUAUAUACCAAAGCUUGCUUCACGUCUUCUUCGUUCACUGCACCUUAGACCAUAUUCACAUACGUUAACCGGAAGCCUUUCCGGAGGAAAUAAAAGAAAACUAUCUGUUGCUAUUGCUUUGAUAAGCCAGCCGUCUCUGAUUCUCCUGGAUGAACCUUCUGCUGGUAUGGACCCUGGUUCUCAACAAUUCCUUUGGAAAGUCAUUGACAAACUGAGAAGAAGUGGGAAAGCUGUCGUCAUGACUUCUCACUCAAUGGAGGAAUGUGAAGCUCUUUGUACACGUAUAGCUAUUAUGGAUAGAGGUAGAAUAAGAUGUUUAGGAAGCAAACAACAUUUGAAAAACAAGUUUGGGCAGGGGUAUUCAUUGACAUUGAAACUGUGUAACUCCUCUGAUACUUCUGCUGUGGUUAAGCUUUUCAAAAGCUUUGUGUCCGAGGCUCAUCUGGAAGCAGUACACUGCUCAACAAUAUUUUUCCAAAUCCCUCGUGAAUGCAUAACCAUAGCUAAUAUUCUGCAUAAUGUUAAUCGGGUAAAAUCCGAGUAUAAGCUGGAAGACUUCUCAUUAUCUCAAUCAACACUCGACGAAAUUUUCCAAUCAUUGGCUUCUCGGUCAUGGGAAACAUCUCAGAAUCCAUCUCGUGCUACUCAAUCAUCAAUCCUAUCAGCUAUUGAUUGA